Mesorhabditis spiculigera is the source of this 948-nucleotide messenger RNA. NCBI's taxonomy places the organism in Eukaryota, Metazoa, Nematoda, Chromadorea, Rhabditida, Rhabditidae. The record is from the annotation of a GenBank genome assembly.
AUGGCCACCCCGACGCUACCCCUCUCCUCCGGUCACUCGAUCCCGAUCCUUGGCCUCGGAACUUGGCUGUCGAAGCCUGGCGAGGUUGGCCAAGCCGUCGAUCUGGCCCUGAAGGCUGGCUACCGGCACAUCGACUGCGCCCAGGCCUACCAAAACCAGCAGGAAAUCGGCGCCGUCUUCAAGAGGGUGUUUUCCGGAGAGAUUCCGCGUGAAGAUGUCUUCGUCACUUCAAAAGUCUGGAACACCUUCCACUCGUACCAAAAGGCCAAGGAGGCCAUCGACUUGAUUUUGGCCGAGUUGGAAUUGGAAUACGUCGACCUGAUGCUCAUCCACUGGCCGAUGGGAUAUGAGGAGGGAGCCGAGAUCUUCCCAAAGACCGCCGACGGCACGAAGAUGCGCUAUUCCAAGGAGGACUACCUCGACACGUGGAAAGCCCUCGAAGAAGCCGUCAAGGAGGGAAAAAUCAAGUCCAUCGGCCUCUCCAACUUCAACCACAAGCAAAUCGAGCGCAUCGUCGCCAACUCGCACAUCAAGCCGGCAGUUUUACAGGUCGAGCUCCACCCCUACUUCCAACAGAAGAAGCUGCGCGACUUCUGCAAGCAGCACAAUAUUGUUGUGACUGCUUACUCUCCGCUUGGAAAUCCCACGAAUCCAUUCAGAAAGACCGGCGAUCCUUCGAUUCUUACCGAUGAUACCGUCACGGAGAUUGCUAAGAAAUACGGAAAGACGCCAGCCCAGGUAGCUCUCCGCUGGGCCAUCCAGCACAACAUCGUCGUCAUCCCAAAAUCGACUAGUGAGCACCGGAUCAAGGAAAAUGGCGCUCUUUUUGACUUCGAACUAGCCGCCGAUGAGCUGAAGAAGAUUGACGACCUCGACAAGAAAUGGCGAAUCCUCGAUCUAACCCAGCGCGACGGCGACCACCCCCACUUCCCCUUCAAUGAGGAUUUC